AUGUCCGACUUGCCAGACACUUCGACCCCGAGAAGUGACCACGACAGCCAUGUCGGCAAGCCCAGCGGCACCAGCUCCCCCCAAAAACCGCCUUCCGGACCUGCCAGCGCCUUGAAACUCCCCACCAUCGAAACUCCGGGCGAUUUCGCUCCGGUCCAUCGCAAGGGCCGCAAGAAGUCCAACUCCAUCUCCAACGCCGUGUUGCAGCACGCGCGUGCUAAUAACAAGAAGGUGUCGUUCUCCAACUACCAGUCGUACAACUCCAGCCAGAUCUUUACCUCUUCCAACUCGUCCUCCAAUCUGGACGCCUCAUCGCACAACUCCAGCGAGGAGGACUUGACCACCUUGAACGGCCAAGACCUCACGGCCCCCAGGGCCGCUCGCUUCACUACCUCAGUGACCCCCUCCCCCAGCAUCACUCCUCAAAUCAGCAAUUCCGGUAAUUCUGCACAUACCUCCUCCCAUCACUCCUCCAAGAGAAACAGCCUUCGAAAAUUACAGUCAUAUCCGUUUUCUUCCGAGAGAAUGGGCGUCUCACAGUCCCUCGACUCCCAGUUAUUGGAAAACCACCUGUCGGAGGGCUCCACCACCCCCUUACCGGAGUUCAACAAGAGACCUCUCACCGAUACGCCCAUCGUGUCCAGCAUGGCCUCGCCCGUCACUCGUGAACAAUCUAGCGACGAGGAGGACGAGGAGGACGGCGAUGACCACACAAUCAAGUCCAAGAAACCCGAGCCUGCGGGAAAAGAGUCUAAAAUCGGACCCAUUUCAAAAACCAGAAACAUUUCCCAUUUAAGCUUGGCUGAUCUUAGCAUGGAGGAAGAAAAGCCUCACCGGGCUAAAUCGGAGUCAAUCAGCCCAAUGACAACCAACGUGAAUCCCUCGCCUAGUGAAUCCAGCACCAGCAUCUUGAUUCCAGCUCCUAAUGCUACCGCUGCAGAGGACGCAAAAAAAUUACAGAUGGAUCAUCAAACCAAGACGACUGUCUUGCAAGAUGUCCCUAUCGAAUUACAGCAACAGUUCGAAAAGACACCUUCGAUCGAGAGGUUGAAAAACUUGCUUUUGACAAAACCUCCUCCAAGUGCUCGUAAGGCUUACACAUUGAAUAUUCCAGGGCAAACAUCUUCCAAAACCUCGCCUGAUGGAAAAAUCGCAUCAGUUGAUGUUGGGUCCAAGCUUGUCAUUGUCAUGGUGGGUCUCCCUGCCAGAGGUAAGAGUUACAUCACCAACAAACUUACCCGGUAUUUGAAUUGGUUACAACAUGACUGUCGAGUAUUCAACGUCGGCAACACAAGAAGAAAGGAUAAGGAGAAUAAUGUGGGACCAGAAAACCAACCAUUGCCUGAUACAAACACUCCCAACAACGAACAAUCAACUCCUUCCCCUGAAUUAAACACUACCAAGUCACCAGCGCAAGAAGGUAAAGCCAAUCAAGUCAAAUCUCCAUCUCAGCAUAAUGCCGAUUUCUUCAGUCCCGACAAUAAGACAUCCAAUGCAUUAAGAGAGAAGUGGGCUAUGGAUACUUUGGAUCAAUUAUUGGACUAUGUCAUCAACGGCCCUGGUUCCGUGGGUAUUUUUGAUGCAACCAACUCUACCAAACAACGUAGAGUUAAGGUUUUGAAAAGAAUCCAACAACGCUCAAAAGGCGAGCUUAAAGUUUUGUUCUUGGAAAGUAUCUGUUCUGACCCAACUAUCAUCGAGUCGAAUAUUCGUUUGAAGUUAUCAGGGCCUGAUUACAGAGAUAUGGAUCCAGAACUUGCAUUAAAGGAUUUCGUUGGAAGAUUGCAUAAUUAUGAGAAGGCUUACGAAACCAUCGACGAAGCUGAGGAAUCCAUUCCUGGAUACCAAUACGUUAAGAUGAUCGAUGUUGGUAAGAAGGUGGUCAGUUAUAAUGUCCAAGGAUUUUUGGCGUCGCAGACCAUUUAUUUCCUCCUUAACUUCAACCUUUGUGAACGUCAAAUUUGGAUUACCAGACACGGUGAAAGUGUGGACAAUUUGAGCGGACGCAUUGGUGGUGAUUCACGUUUGACCAAGAGAGGUCAACUGUUCGCCAAAACUUUAGCCAAAUUCAUGAACUUCCAACGUCAAGAGUUCAGAAAGCAACAGUUAGAGCGCUUCUCGACAAGAUUAGAGUUGAAGUACAAUUCUAUUUUCAAUGACGAUGAUAUUGCCAAUAUUGAUAAUAUUCCAACAGAACCCAACUUUUGUGUUUGGACAUCCAUGCUUUACAGAGCUGUGGAAACUGGUCGUUAUUUCGACGAACAAUUGUAUUCGAUUAAGGAAAUGAGAAUGUUGAAUGAAUUAGGAGGAGGCAAGUUCGAAGGCUUAACUUAUGAUGAGAUCCAAAGGAAGUACCCUCGUGAAUUUGAAUCGAGAUUAAGAAAUAAAUUGAGUUACAGAUAUCCAGGUGUUGGAGGAGAAUCAUAUUUGGAUGUUUUGACUAGAUUGAGGCCACUUAUCACCGAAAUCGAGAGGACUACUGACCAUGUCUUGAUCGUGUCGCAUAGAGUUGUUUUGAGAAUUUUAUUGGCAUAUUUCUUGAACCUUGACAAGUCCUCAAUUGGAGAAUUGGAUGUUCCAUUGCACACGUUGUACUGCCUUGAGUCCAAACCUUACGGUACCGACUAUAGAAUGUACGAGUAUGACGAGGGCCUCGAUUGGUUUGUAAAAGUCGAACCAGAUCAUCAAAAGAAUAUGAAGGAAGUGGGUGUUGUUUUUAAGGAACGGAAGUAUAGUGUGGUUCCCACCGCACCACCCUCGUCCAAUUCACGCAGGCAGGCACGCCAUAGUAUUGCUCCUACUACCAAGCCCGCAUCUCGAAAAGACCACCAUGGAAACAGUGAGGCACCCCAGAAUAGUUUAAGCUCCAAGAAGCUAGAGGAUUUAAAGAAAAUGAGAAGUCCAUAG
Molecule: messenger RNA, 2907 nt
Organism: Suhomyces tanzawaensis NRRL Y-17324
Lineage: Eukaryota; Fungi; Ascomycota; Pichiomycetes; Serinales; Debaryomycetaceae
Gene: PFK26
Product: Pfk26p
Exons: 2
Coding region: 1-2907 (968 amino acids)
Biological process (GO): fructose 2,6-bisphosphate metabolic process; fructose metabolic process
Cellular component (GO): cytosol
Molecular function (GO): 6-phosphofructo-2-kinase activity; ATP binding
Source: RefSeq, a predicted model, not a curated record